UUCGUAUUUGGCCGCGCCACACCCCCAGGCACCACCGAAAUCAGACAACCUCCCCCACCACCCGCAGGCCUGCAGGCAAAAUUCGCAUUCCUCCCGUGUCCGAUCAAUUGGAUCCCUGCGAAUGACACUCAGGUCGAAUUUUUCAGAUUUGACCCCGUUUUCGAUUUUCUACGGCAUUUCCAAGGUGAAAUCAAUUUAUUACAAGAGUUGUCUUGAUGCAUUGCGUAAUCAGGCGAUGUGAGGCGAUCAAGAUGCAGGGCUGCCAACCGAAAUUUGGCACGAUUUCAAUUGGCGACCGUGUUUAAAUGUCAGACUAGCCCGCGACGCAUGUGCGAAAACACAAACAGCAGCACCUGAUUGCAGAAAGAACAGGCCAGAAGCUAUCAGAGAUGGACACCAACCGCGGCUGCAUUGGGAAAUUAUUAUUUUGGCGUUGAAAGUUCAUAUUUAUGCACGAUGAACUUUCCGACGCCGGGGGACUCAGGCGACCUGGGCUAUUCGCUGAACGGAGAUAGCCUCAAUGGCUCGGUCGUGUCCACCACCGAGUUCAUCCUUGAGGAGCAAGUACACCAAAUGUCGCUGGAGCAGGACUCGGCCUGCGCCUUCGACUAUCACCACGAACAGCAGCAGUUUCCUGUCGAGGACUACGAGUACUGGAAUGAGGAUUCAGUCAUAAGUGAGCUGACAGCAGGCGAGGUGCGCUGGUUCUACAAAUCGGACACCGACAAGCGGUGGACCGAGUUCAACGGAUAUGAUUCGCACCAAAUCGAGUUUUUGUAUCGUCAGUACAAUCAAGAGUGGCUUCAGGUCUACACGGAACAACAAGGGAACGGAGGCGAGGGAGUCGGCGUCAAAAUUCCCAAACACCAAAUUGUGGUCAGGGGUGGAAUGUACGAAGUCGACGUCCACUCUUGGAAGGGCUACUCCAUUUUCUGGCCUGGCGAGGAGUUUCUGGUGACCAGAGGAACGUGGUUUUUUGCUGCAACCUGGCAGCCCGUCGAGUACCCGCAUUGUGAUACUAUCGAGCAUUCGCACCUUCAGCUCUUCUGCGGUCAGAGACUCUCCGACUACGCUGACACGAGUUUGAGUCAAAAAGAAGUUUGGCAUACGGAGCAAUUGCCGGAUUUCCAUGUCGAUUGGCACUCGCCGAAAGAUGUUUUUCUGCAUAAUGAAACUGCUCCUUCAAAACUGAUGAGAAGCGUGACUCAGAAACUUGGAUUCCAAAAACCGACAGGGUAUCGUUUGAUUAGAGGAUACAAGACUCCCGCUUUAGCCACCGACUCCGCCGACAGAAUCACCGACAUCACCCACCUAGUUUUUGUGAUACAUGGCAUUGGUCAAAAAAUGGAUAUUGGAAGGAUAAUCAGAAAUAGUAACAGUUUUCGAGAUUGCGUGACUUGGCUGCAAAAAAAGUAUUUCCCCGACUCUUCGGAUAGGCCCGAGUUCUUCCCUGUUGAGUGGCGCACCGCUUUGAAGCUCGAUGGAGACCUCGUCUCGGCAAUCACUCCACUAAAUUUGGAGAAACUUCGUUCCUUGCUGAACGCCACUGCGAUGGACAUCAUGUAUUACACAAGUCCACUGUUUGGACAAGAGAUUCAAGCUGGCCUCUGUCUUGAGCUCAAUCGUUUGUAUUCCAUGUUCCUUGAACGCUAUCCAAAUUUCAAGGAAAAUGGAGGAAAGUGUUCUGUGAUUGCUCAUUCUCUCGGCUGUGUCAUUGUUUAUGACAUUGUGACUGGAUGGUUGCCAAAUGAUCCUAUGGCGUGCCUCCAGAAGGCAAAUAGUUCAGAGGGAAGGGAAGAGAUGUUUAAGAAGUCGGGCUUGUUGUUCGAGAUUGAGAAUCUCUUUUGUCUCGGGUCCCCGUUGUCAGUUUUUCUUGCACUGAGAUGGAAGGAUCCACAUGAGCCAGAGAAUCAUGAUAAAGUCGUACCUCCGAAGCUGUGCAAGCGAUUGUACAAUGUUUUCCACGCUACCGACCCUGUCGCUUACAGGUUGGAGCCUUUGCUGGUCAGAGCCUACAAAACGAUUGCGCCUCUUACCCUUCAGCCAUACAAUGCCAGUGCCAAAAUUCCGUACGACCAGAUGCCACUUGAGCCGAUCCAGACGGAAAAUUUACUAAGUAGAAAAUCGGCCCUCGGAGGCGGUGGCGAUGCAUCUGAUAGAGAUGAAAUGACCCCAGAGCCAAUCAGCAGCUCCAUUCCAUCUCCACCGACACCCUCAAGAGUAGCCGACCGAUGGAGCUUGUGGAGUUUGAUGAGAGGAGGUCGUCGCUCCGUGCAGGCCGAAGGGAGUCACGAGCCAAUUUCUAAAGAAGGCUCAGGAUCCCCAACUCAUCAUCAUGAAAAUGCUUUGAGAGGUCUCGAGCAUCGUCUGGAUUUUGUUCUGAGAGAAAAUCAACUCGCUGCCAGCUAUUUCGCCGCUCUGACCUCCCACACGGCGUACUGGGAGAAUUAUGACGUAGCAUUUUUCAUUCUCACCCGCUUGUUUCCCAAACUGGAGCAGGAGGCCCAAGUGCCGACCACAGUUGAGGGAUCACCUAGCAUUCAGAAGAAUAGUCGGCUCGUCUAACACGAUUAGGGUCUCAUCACCUCCUUUGUUAACUUCAUCUAGUUCUGAAUGGGGCAUUGUUUCGUUGAGUUGGCCUACAAUCAGUCGUAUUUCAUGAAUCAUUUAUAUUUUGACAAGUUUAUUUUUUAUUCUAGUCUUAAUUAAUUGCGACCAGCUCAAAAUACGUUUUGAUUUGCUCUCGUAUUACUCGUGACACUCCUAUGCUCUCACAUGAAUAUUCAAUUUUUUGUAUCCAUUUCAAUUAUUUAUGUGAUAAAUUCCUGCUCUGCUAUUCCUUUUAAAAUUUAUUGCUGUCUUAGCACUUAUUUUCAUAGAAAAAUUAUAGUUUUUCUAUUAUGCUGUAUUUUAGUAGCCAUAUUUUGCCAAUUAUAAUAUUAUUUAAGAAACAAUUGAUGCAUUGUAAUGCAAAUGUAAAGCAUGCAUAAUUUUUUCCACUUUUGAUACGGAUAAAUCACUCGAUUUUUCAAUACAUGUCCAGUCGAUCGAAUCUCACACUUUGUGCCUGUGCCGAUAAACAAAGAAACGAACAUUAAAUUGUGAUGUCACCUCUGCUAAAUAGCCAGUCAAAGUAAUGAAUAAUCAAACAUGUGUGUGUGUGUUUCAUUGGAGGUAUGAACCGGACUCUCCACCGGAGUUCUGUGGCUGAACCCUCCAGUGGUCCGGCCUCUCCUCAUUCGGCCAGCUUCCUCCCCCUCGCGGGACAGCAUUUUUGCUGUAUGCUUAUUACACAGGAAUGAGAAUAUAUCAUGUUUUCAGGUAUACACACAAGUCGGAGGUCAAAAUUGUGAUACUGUGGUUUUUUUAAACAAACUGUUGUUUGUGGAUUUUGAUGCAAGUGUCUCUGUAACUAAAUAUUAUACCAAAGUCGUGUAGAAAAUGUCGAUGAGAAGUAGUAGUCAGUUUUUAGUCAUGUUUCGGGUAGAACUUGUUGAAUAAAGUGUUAUUAUACUAACUAGAUCUGUGAUUUUUUUUU
Messenger RNA from Neocloeon triangulifer, 3538 nucleotides. RefSeq names its product phospholipase DDHD1-like. The transcript has 16 exons. Gene Ontology annotation, cellular component: cytoplasm. Gene Ontology annotation, molecular function: metal ion binding; glycerophospholipase activity. NCBI's taxonomy places the organism in Eukaryota, Metazoa, Arthropoda, Insecta, Ephemeroptera, Baetidae. Bases 457 to 2565 code for a protein of 702 amino acids. The record is from RefSeq and is a predicted model, not a curated record.